This is a messenger RNA of Neltuma alba, 507 nucleotides long. Its product is annotated as exopolygalacturonase-like. Gene Ontology annotation, molecular function: polygalacturonase activity. The record is from RefSeq and is a predicted model, not a curated record. The transcript is spliced from 3 exons. Lineage: Eukaryota; Viridiplantae; Streptophyta; Magnoliopsida; Fabales; Fabaceae. Gene Ontology annotation, biological process: carbohydrate metabolic process. Bases 1 to 507 code for a protein of 168 amino acids.
AUGACUGUCUCCAUUGGACAAGGCACCACCACCAUAUCUGUCUCAUUUGUGCAUUGCGGUCCAGGCCAUGGAAUCAGUGUGGGAAGCCUGGGCAAAUACUCAGAUGAGAAGGAUGUUGAUGGCGUUCAUGUUUCAAACUGUACGAUCAAUGGUACUCAGAACGGUGUGAGAGUAAAAACCUGGCCAGGGGCUCCACAAGGUCAGGGUUCAAAUUUAGUGUUUGAGGACAUAGCCAUGAUUAAUGUCUCAAACCCCAUUAUAGCAGACCAAGAGUACUGCCCUUCCAACACCUACAAGACUAUGAAGCCAUCCCGAGCGAAGCUGGGGGAUAUGAAGUUCAAGAACAUCAGUGGAACAUACAGGUCCAAGUUUGCAGUAAGUUUGCUAUGCAGCUCGGAUGUCCCUUGUGAAAGUGUGCAGGUCGUUGACAUCAGUCUGCAUUCCACAGUAGCAGAAGAAUCUGAAACGUACAACUUUGUUACAAGAGGCGGUAUUGAUGGUUUAUAA